AUGGAAAUUCUCGGUUCAGUUGUUGGGAAAAUAGUAGAGUUAACAAUGAUGCCUAUAGCAAAGCAAGUGGGAUAUUUAUUAUUCUACAAAGACAAUUUUGAGGAGCUAGAGAAACAAAUUGAGGGGUUGAAGACAAUCAAAGAGCGCAUAGAGCAAGGUGUUAGUGCAGAAAGAAAAAAGGUAAAAGAGAUUCACAGUGAUGUGCUGAGCUGGCAGAAAAGAGUUGAUGAGACCUUGGAAAAAGUAGAGAAACUUUACGAAGAACAACUUCAUCAUGCUAAUCUGUGGUGUUGGAAAUGGUCUUUUCCCAAUUUGAAAUCACGACAUAAACUUGGUAGAAAAGCAAGGAAAAUGGCAUUCACCAUUGCUGGACUGAAGGAAAAGGGAAGGUUUGAUGGUGGAGUUGGGUAUGAUCCUCCUCUAGUUAUACCAAACGUCAUUUCUGCUACUAGAGGCGUUGAAACUCUUGACUCAAGAAACAUGAAGAAAAAGGAGGUUAUGUCGUCUCUAAGUGACCCUCAAGUAAGCAAGGUUGGAAUUUAUGGAUGGGGUGGAGUAGGGAAGACCACUCUAGCAAAAGUAAUAGCCAAACAAGUUAAGAAUGACAAGUUGUUUGAUGUAGUGGCUAUGACAACCAUAUCCCAAACAUUAGAUCUUAAAAGAGUUCAGGAUGAGAUUGCAUAUCAGUUAGACUUCAACUUGGAGGAGAUGACCUCAGUUGGAAGAGCUGAUCGCCUGUGUGCAAGGAUAAAGAAGGAGAAAAAUAUCCUCAUCAUAUUAGAUGACUUGUGGGAGAAAAUUGAUUUGGAAAAGCUAGGAAUUCCUUCUGAGCGAGAUCUUAAGGUUGGCAAAUCCUCGUUGGCUUCUUUACAUGUAGCUUUUUCCCAAAAAAAUGAGAUUUAUCAAGGUUGCAAAUUAUUGUUAACUUCUAGACAUUUAGAUGUCUUACAGAAGAAUGACACUCAAGAGAACUUUGCUCUCGAAGAAUUAAAUAAUGCAGAAUCAUGGAAUUUGUUUGAAGAUAUGGUUGGAGAUGCUAUCAAAGAUGCUAAUUUGCAAGGGAUAGCGACCCAAGUGGUGGAAAGAUGUGGAGGGUUGCCUGUUAUGAUUGUCGCAAUUGCCAAAUCAUUAAAAUAUAACAAGAAUAUUCAUUAUUGGAAGGAUGCUUUGAACAACUUAAAGAGAGUUGAUGGAGACAAGGUUGGGACUGUUUUUUCAUCUUUUGAAUUCAGUUACAACCGAUUGAAAGAUGAUGAAAUGAAGAAAGUAUUCUUGCUCUGUGGAGUACAUGGACCAUCCAUGUUUUUUAGUGACUUGUUGAAAUACGCAAUUGGUUUGGGCGUUUUGAAACACACAGAUACCAUUGAAGAUGCCAGAAAUCGACUUUAUAGAAUAAUUGAUGACUUGAAGGCAUCUUGUUUGCUGCUUGCGGAUGAUGUAAUUGCAACUGAUGAGAUUAAAAUGCAUGACCUUGUUUGUGAAGUAGCUGUCUCAAUUGCUUCUAGGCAUGAAUAUGUCUUCACAUCGAAAGAAAGGGUGCAAGAUUGGCCAAGUAAGGAUUUUCUUGAGAGGUGUACCUAUAUAAUCUUAAGUCAGUGUUUUAUUCAAAAGCUUCCUGAUACGUUACAUUGUCCCAAUAUGAAAUUUUUCCACUUAGAUAGCUCAAAUAGGACUUUGGAAAUUCCAUAUUCCUUUUUGGAGGGGAUGAGAAAUCUUGAGGCAUUAGAUUUAACAGGCUUGAACAUAUCUUCAUUAUCAUCAAUAUCUCUUGUUUCAUUGACCAAACUUAAGACAUUAUGUUUGGAUCAAUGCACUCUGAAUGAUAUGACUGGAAUAGGUGCCUUGAUAAAUUUAGAAAUUCUUAGCUUCAUCUAUUCAUCCAUGAAGGAGAUUCCAAGAGAAAUGGGAAAAUUGACUCAUUUAAGAAUGUUGGAUUUGAGAAAUUCUGGAAUUGAGAUCAUCCCUCCCAAUAUUUUGCCCUCAUUGAAUAAAUUAGAGGAGCUUUAUAUGGGCAAUGCCUCAAUUAAGUGGGAGGUGGAAAGUUUAACUAAGCAAAAUAAAAAUGCCAGUCUUGCUGAGCUUGGGCAGUUAACAAGAUUAACUGCUUUACAAAUUCAAAUUCGUGAGGCUUGGAGUUUGCCAAGCGACAUAAUGUUUGUUAAGUUGGAAAGAUAUUAUGUUGUUAUAGGAGAUAAAUGGGAUUGGUCUCCCAGCAGGGGGACCACAAGGUUGCUAAAGCUUAAGCUAGAUAGCAACAUUCAUUUGGAAUACGGGAUUAAAGCAUUGAUUAAAAGAGUAGAAGAUUUGAACUUAGAUGAAGUAAAAGGCAUUUCAAAUGUGCUUUUCAAUUUGAACAGCGAAGGAUUUCCUCUACUAAAGCAUCUCCACGUCCAAAAUAAUGGUGAAGUUCAACAUAUCAUCAACACAAUGGCGAGGUACGAAACUCAUGUUUUGUUCACUAAAUUGGAGACAUUAUUACUUUAUAAUCUCAAUAACUUAGUGGAGAUAUGUCAUGGCCCGAUUCCUGUCAAUUCCCUGGGCAAACUCACAGUCAUCAAAAUCAAAAAUUGCCAACAAUUGGUAUAUCUGUUCUCUAUUUCAAUGGUGAAAGCUCUUUCCCAACUUGUUGAGAUUAAAGUUUCCAAAUGUAGUUCAAUGAAGAUGAUCGUGUUUGUUGAAAAUGUAGAUAGUGACAUAGCUAUUGAUGAUAAGAUUGAGUUUUAUUCAAUGCGCUCCUUGAGUUUAUGUCAUUUGCCAGUCAUUGAAGGUUUCUGCUCAAAUGAAUUGACGGCUUCUAUGACAGCUAAGCAGAAUUCAUUGAGAACUAAUGUUCCUAUAUCGUUUUUCAAUGGCAAGCUGAUAGAAGCACUCUGA
Messenger RNA from Prosopis cineraria, 2874 nucleotides. RefSeq names its product probable disease resistance protein At4g27220. Gene Ontology annotation, molecular function: ATP hydrolysis activity; ADP binding. Bases 1 to 2874 code for a protein of 957 amino acids. The transcript has 2 exons. The record is from RefSeq and is a predicted model, not a curated record. NCBI's taxonomy places the organism in Eukaryota, Viridiplantae, Streptophyta, Magnoliopsida, Fabales, Fabaceae.